GAGAAUCAAAUUUAUUUCUGGCACAUUUUGGCAAAAACAUGAUCACUCGAAGAUGAUCUCUUCAUGGCUAUUUUUAGGUCGUUUUAUUAUAAAACACUGACGCCAAAGACGCCUUCGGGUGGGAAGUUUUUUUUUCUCCAUUUGCACGCACUAAAUGAUUCUUUGGGGUUCUCUUCUGAACCAAAAAGAAGUCAUUCUAAGCGGGAGCAAAAGAUCGUUGAAGUGAUCGUUUUAGGGGGAAAAUUUCGCCACUAGAGGCGCUAUUAAGUGAGGUUAUUGCAUUUUCCCGCGCAUUUUGACUGACGUUUUGAAGAAUAAAUUAUUUAUUUAGCUAAAUUUUUCUUAUCAAGUGAUUGUGAUGCCCCAGACAAGAAGCAGGAAGACCAAAGUAGUGCAGGAUGAGGAGGAUGUGUCAGGGAACAAUGGAAACUUGAGGAGACAAUCAUCGCGGCUAAGGGAGAAUGAGAAAUUGGCGAAGAAAACAACGAGAACGAGUUCCCGGAGGAGGAAGGCAAUUUCCAGUGAUGACGAGGAUUCCGGGGUCAGGGACACCUCCUCGAGGGAAUCAAUUGAGCACACAACCCCUCCGAAAGUUGGGAAAUUCAAUAGAAAUCACGUAAGUGUUGAAACCCCCAAAAGACUGCUUGAGAACAUUUCUCUGGGAGACACUGAGGAGGAUGAAGAUCCGCCGGAAGAGACUUGUGUGUCGUCAUAUCAGAAAGCUAGACAAAUGCUAAAUAGCUCAGCGACAAAUAAUCUCCCUGGGAGAGAGAAGGAAAUCAACGAAUUGACCGGAAUCCUCCAGGAAGCCCGGAAGGAUCGUAAAUCUGUGAGUUUGUACAUCAGUGGACCACCGGGAACGGGUAAAACAGCUUCCCUGACCAAAAUACUCUCAGACCCGGAAAUGUCUAAGGCAUUCAAGAAGAUCUACGUCAAUUGUACGUCAAUUGCAUCAAUUGGGGCGGUUUAUAAGAAGAUUUCCGCAGAAUUGGGUGCCAAAGGAGCCCCACGCUCUGAGAAAGAUUCCCUCCAGGCCAUUGAGGAUGCCCUGGUGCGGAUGAAGGAUAAAAUGCUCCUCCUUGUGUUGGAUGAAAUUGAUCAACUUGUUGGGAAUAAACAGGCAGUUCUGUACACAAUCUACGAAUGGCCCCGGAAGUUCUCGAAACAAUUAAUCCUCGUUGGUAUUGCCAACUCUCUGGAUCUCACAGAUCGCCUCCUGACACGCCUACAGAGUCGCUGUGAACUCCAACCGCGUCUCAUGCACUUCCCUGCAUACACAAAGGUGCAAAUCUCGCAAAUUCUAACACAGAGACUCGAAGAAGGAGGAGUUUCCGGGCUCUUCCCACCUGCUACGCUUCAGCUUCUCGCUGGGAAGGUAGCUGCAAUCUCAGGGGAUGUGCGGCGUGCACUUGAUAUCGGCAGGAGGAUUGUUGAAGUAGCAGAAAGGAGCCACAGUGCGGAGAAACCGCUAAAUCUCGAGGAUCUCGGUGUGGAUUUCCUCCCUCCUGACACUCCAAUUGCUCCAAAGCAAGUUCUGGACGUCAUGAACUCAGUCUAUGGGACUUCCCAGACACUCAAUGAGGAUCUAGAUGAUGUCUUUCCGCUGCAACAGAAGAUUCUCAUUUGCAGCAUUCUGCUGAUCCUGAAGAAGGAUAAAAAUCGCGAUAUCACCCUCGGGCGGCUCCACGAGGUCUAUCGGCGUGUCUGUGAGAAGCUGACCAUCAGUGCUGUGGACAGGAGCGAGUUCACGGGGCUAUGUUCCCUCGUGGAGACACGUGGGAUUGUCCAGAUUGUGCGGAAGAAGGAGGCAAAACUCCACCGGAUCACCCUGCAGUGGGACGAGGAGGACGUGACGAAUGCCCUCAAAGAUAAACAACUCAUUGCAGAAAUCCUCACUGCCACAUCGUGUCUCGGCAAGAAGUAAAUGGCGGUCAGGGUGUGGGAGGUGCGCGCCCCAGAAAUAGCCCAACGACAUCAAUGAAAAUCUCAUGCGCGAUAUUUUAACAAUAUGUGUGUGUUUUUGAGAUGAGUUUAAAGUCACCAUCCAUUAAUUUUAUUGCAACAUCUCAACCAUAGAGGAAUCCUUGUAAUAUUUAAGUGUGAACAAAAUAAACUUGUCCAUAGCCUGAA
Messenger RNA from Lutzomyia longipalpis, 2130 nucleotides. RefSeq names its product cell division control protein 6 homolog (gene Cdc6). NCBI's taxonomy places the organism in Eukaryota, Metazoa, Arthropoda, Insecta, Diptera, Psychodidae. The transcript has a single exon. Gene Ontology annotation, molecular function: DNA replication origin binding; ATP hydrolysis activity. Gene Ontology annotation, biological process: DNA replication initiation; cell division; mitotic DNA replication checkpoint signaling. Gene Ontology annotation, cellular component: nucleus. The record is from RefSeq and is a predicted model, not a curated record. The coding region runs from base 359 to 1924 and encodes 521 amino acids.